Messenger RNA from Mollisia scopiformis, 1293 nucleotides. Its product is annotated as Metallo-hydrolase/oxidoreductase. NCBI's taxonomy places the organism in Eukaryota, Fungi, Ascomycota, Leotiomycetes, Helotiales, Mollisiaceae. Gene Ontology annotation, cellular component: cytoplasm; membrane-bounded organelle. Bases 1 to 1293 code for a protein of 430 amino acids. Gene Ontology annotation, molecular function: zinc ion binding; N-acylphosphatidylethanolamine-specific phospholipase D activity. Gene Ontology annotation, biological process: N-acylphosphatidylethanolamine metabolic process; N-acylethanolamine metabolic process. The record is from RefSeq and is a predicted model, not a curated record. The transcript is spliced from 2 exons.
AUGUCUACAACACAACCUCCCCAAGCAGAUACCACACCAAACGUUCCCUCGCACCAUUUAAAUGCUUUCGGCACCGCUUUCAAAAAUCCUUGGCCGUCAGCCGAGAAGCCAACUGUAACCGAACUCCUCGAAAACAAGUUCCCCCUAGGUUGGUAUGAGAGCUAUGCGAAAAAGCAUCCAGGAACACAGGACGUGAAAGUCGUUGCUCCAGACUGGGGUGCAUCGAAUUUGAAGAAGAAUGGACUCGACAGGGCAAAGUGUGUUAUAGGAACAUCGCUUGGUCACGCAGGCGUGAUCACGGAAUUGCCGCUCGAGGGGACGGCAAAUGGAGCAGAUGGGGUCAAGGAGAGUUUCUGGAUCGUGUAUGAUCCUAUAUUCUCUGAGAGAGCAGGUCCCACGCCCUUUACGGGCCCGAAGAGGAUGAGGCCGCCUCCUUGUCAGGUGACUGAUUUGCCAGGCUGCGAUGUGGUUAUGAUUUCGCACAACCACUACGACCACUUGGAUACUUCAACUAUCGAAGCCUUGUUCAAGAAGUUUCCUAACGCAAAAUACUUCGUUCCCUUGGGAAACAAAAAAUGGCUGCACGAUCUGGGCGUAUCAGAAGAGAAGAUUUUCGAGCUCGAUUGGUGGCAGAAGCGUGAGCUCAGUAUGAGCGAUCUGGGUUUCACAACUUCACAAGCCGCGAGCGAAGAUGCAUUAUUGCGCUUCACUUGCGUUCCUGCUCAGCACAAUUCUGGCCGUGACCCAUUGGACCUAGACAAAACACUCUGGUGCGGCUGGAUCAUUGAACAAAUGCUCGUAUCAAAUACGAAAACAUCACCAACCAGACGUAAAGGCGCCAUCUACCACGCCGGCGACACUGGAUACCGUCGAACAGCUAAGUCUACCGCCGUAUGCCCAAUCUUCAAACAAAUCGGUGAAGAUUACGGACCAUUCGACCUCUCGUUCGUACCAAUCUGGAGAGGAGGCACGCUGGAAUUUAUAUCCCAUCUAGGGUUCAGGUUAAACCAUAAUGACAUCCCUUCUGCACUGCAUGCCGCACCUGCUGAUGCGCUUGAUAUUCAUAAAGAUGUCAGGUCAAGGAAUUCGGUGGCGAUUCAUUUUGGGACGUUUGUGGGCUCUGUGAAUGAAAGUAUGGAGUCUGUUAUGGAGUUUGAGGAUGGGAGAGAGAGUAGGGGUGUGGCGAGACUUGAGAGUGGAGCAGAUACUGGGGAGGGAAGAGCCGGAAUUAUUGAUAUUGGGGCAAGCUUGGCGGUAGAGAUUGAGACAACGGAUGUUGGUGGGCAUAAGUGA